Molecule: messenger RNA, 1941 nt
Organism: Leishmania major strain Friedlin
Lineage: Eukaryota; Euglenozoa; Kinetoplastea; Trypanosomatida; Trypanosomatidae
Exons: 1
Coding region: 1-1941 (646 amino acids)
Source: RefSeq, a predicted model, not a curated record
AUGGAGUACGUCUCCUUUCUUGAUGCGUCGGCGGCGACCCUCCAAGCCGCUGACCGCCUCUCGCCAGUGCGUGGCCGGCCGGCCGAGGACGAAGCAGAGGAGGACGACAGCGGCCUUCUCAGCAGCAACCAGCUCAGCACCUCCCUCAACCCUUUCGUGGGCACUGCGGCUUUCACGAAUACACAAAAUGUCUACUGGGCUAAAUCGGCGGGCCUGGGGAUGCCCGACAACCCCAAAAAGCAGCACAGCACUGUUUGCGGCGCCUCUCUCGCAGGUGCCACGCCGAUGUACACGGAGGUGAGCCAGCGGCAGCUGACAUCGCAGUUUGCAAGCAUCUCGUUGACAGAGGAGAACUGGUGUGCGAGUGUAAUUGCUGAAAACAACGUUUCGGCGCGCGAUGGGGGAGCACGACAAACUGUUGUCAAGGCUGCUCGCAUUCCAUCUUGCCCACCUCGCUCGCACCUCCAACCGAAGCCUCAAAUUCGUUCACCCAUUUCUCCCUCAACACCCGAGGGGCGGCGACGCGAAAAUAAAACGGGGGAGUUCUUUCGACUCGCUCACGAGCUCAAAAAGCAACGCCGUCGACUGCGCGAACAGCAGCAGCAGCAGCAACAGCAACAACAACAACGGCGGCGGUGGCAACAGACGGAGAAAUGGUAUCGCGGUGUUGCGAAGCCGCACACGUAUCUGCGCGGGGACAGCUUCAGUACCGCGCCCCGGGCGUCUGUCGAGGUGGUCGCGCCGGCGUCUGCGACGGGCUCUGUGCGGGCAGGCUAUGAUGGCGAUGAGGACGCUGUGGCAACGUUUCACAACCCACCAACGCAGCCACCAGUGAACGCUCCACGAGGUUCUGGCAUAUUGUCCUCGAUGCGAGGGCUGCAUCGCGAGACGCUGCUGCAAAAAAAAGGUGUGCCGCUGUUUCUCCGCCAGACGCAGCCGCUGCCUCAAACGCCACUGCAGAAGGCCGAUGGCCGUGGCCGCAGCCAGCGGAACCUACGGGCGCUGCUGCCGACGGUCCCAAUGCGGCACGGGUGGGGGGCCGAGGGAUUCAGCUACUCUCCCCCGACGACCCAGCUGUGCAGGGAUGCGUACAGCAGUGACAGUGAUGUCCCUGACAGCAGCAGCGCCAGUAUCUCUGAAUCGCUACUGAGUAGGCAGAGCGAAAGGAUGGGUGUCUUCCCUGCGCUAGACUUCCCACACGUACGCUCUCCAGAUUGGGCUACUUUGAAUUCGAUGGAGUGCGAUGCCUCGGAGUCGCGGUUGUCGGUGCCGUCCGCGUCAGAAGAGGCCACUGGGAGCGAUCAAACCUGCGUCUUGACUGAUGUUGCUCGCAACGUUGUACCGUUGGAGGUGGUGCCACCUCUGCCGAAUACAACGAUGCCGCCCACUAGGAGUAAUGCCCGCAACUUCGAUUACCACGGAAUGCGGGCUGCUGCUCGUGCGCUUUCGCCCAAUAGACCUCCUGUUUGGGUGAGCGCGCCCACUACCCGGGCCGCACGAGUCCCACUGUGGGGCGUCCCUCCACCUGUGGCAGCGGCGACCCCAAACUCGAGAGCCCGCAAAGGGCUCCUCCCCUCCACCCUGUGCCUCACAAAGGGCUCCCGCUUCACCUUCUCGGCCGACUCGUCUUCAGCGCAGUCGUCAGGCUCGCCAGCGUCUCCCGACCGCUCCCUAUCGACUUCGAAUAGUCGCCGCGAUAACUCCACCGUCCGCCCUCUCCAGCGCCAGCGAAAAAACGGCUCUUCAGGAGUGCCUCGCGGCGAUGAGGCUGUGCGGGGCGAUGUAAGCACCCACAGUACGCGUACUGGUGGUGCUCAGGGGCACAUAAACACGUUCGCCACGGCCCCUGGAGCAAUGCUGCCGCGCAAGGCCGUCAUGCAGCGCUUCUGUGAGCGCUUCGCCGCUUUAAAGCACAUGCUUUGCAUGAAGCCGCUGGAGUAG